CACCGGCUCCACAAGUCAACUUUCGCUCGUGUGGUGUGUGAUGUGCGUGUUUUCUCUCGUGUGUUGUGUUGUGAUGGGGACGAGUCGCUCACGAAGCGAGUAGGAACAACGGCAGGAGACGAGGAGCAUUGCAACCGCUUCGUCGCGCGAAACGCACAAGAGACGGCUUGACUUUAUAUUACUAUGGGAGCAUGGUCUCGCGUUCGCCGACAUGCUGCGAAUCGUGCGCCCCUCCGUUGCUACACUGCUACAGCUGUUGCUCGUCGCUGUGUUGCCUGCAAUAUGCGCCGUGCACGCCGAUCGUGGGCAUUCGGAAGCAUGGCACGGUGCCGACGGCGCUGAACAACCGACAGAGAAGGACGACAGGCACCUUGCCGUUGUUGAACCCCUGAUUCUGGUCUCCACCUUGGACGGAACCCUGCAUGCCGUGGAAAAGAAGUCCGGCAGCAUACGCUGGUCCAGAAAAGAAGAGCCAGUUCUGAAGGUGCCUGCUGAUGUCUCUAAAAGGACAAGUUUUCUUCCGGAUCCAAAGGACGGCAGCCUGUACAUUUACGGCUUUGGUGAGACCAGCGGCGAGGAUGCCAUCAAGAAGCUCCCCUUCACCAUACCGGAACUGGUGUCAGCGUCGCCGUGUCGAAGCACCGAUGGCAUCCUGUAUACCGGUCAAAAGCUGGACGUCUGGUUCGCCAUCGACAUGUUCACGGGAGACAAGCUGGAGACCAUUUCGUUUCACGGUUCCGACAAGGUCUGCCCGGUCUCCUACGAGAGGGCGAUCUUUGUCGGCCGCACAGAGUUUCAAAUUGCCAUGUACGACAGCAAGACGGGCGAAAAAAGAUGGAACGCCUCCUUUUUCGACUACGCGGCCCAGACAGCACCUGACCUAGCCAAGGAUUACGACUUGGCCCACUUCACAUCAAGCGAAAGCGGUCGGGUGCUGACAUUCAAUAAGGAUACCGGUGAUUUCCUGUGGGAGCGGGAGCUGGGAAGUCCCGUCGUCGCGGUUUACGAUGUCGGCGAAGAGGGCACGCUGCGGCGCCUGCCUUUCACGCCGGUGGCGCACCGUACCCUGGAGGACAUCACCGGGAGGCUGAAGCGCUCAUCUUGGAACAAGAACUUGCUGGAACCAUCACAGCACACCACGCUCUACCCUGCGCUGUACGUUGGCGAGCAUGCAAAGGCCAGCUACGCUCUGGCCGCUUUGGUGGACAAGAACAUGCCAGUGAUGAUGUCACGGGACCGGAGGAUACCUCUCCUGGAAGGUCCCACUUCGCCUGGCGGCCGUGCAACGGGAGCGACGCCCGAUGAGUUUGAGUCGUCGGGAAGCAGAGCAAAAAAGCGAUCCUUUGUCUCCGGCUACUACGAGUACCCAAACACCAUGGUGGCCUUGCUGUUCUCGAGGCUCCAGAUCGGGUACCGGCGUCCGCCACAGUCUGAAGAUACGGCAAGCCGCCACAUCCAGGACCAGCGGGACGUUCCCUCAGAAGAACUGCACGUCGAGGAACGGGUAAUCCCGACCAAAGACGCCGACGAUCUCAGACACGGAGGACUGGAGUGGGAGAUCGGGGACGACGGCAAGAGCUGGAGGCCCCUCCCCUUCUUCAACCGCAAAGGGGAUGAGUGGGGCGGCAGGGACGGAGUCAGGACCAGGGGGUCUGGCUCUGCACGUCAGAGGCGCCGGCGUGUUGAUGCGUCGACGGAGACUCCGCAGUGGCCACCAGAAGAUACCCUGCUGUCCACCUUGGGCCAGGUGACCUGGGUCCAAAUGGCACUGGUGAUUCUUCUUGGAAGCAUGGCAGGGGCAGUGGCAUACCUUUAUCCGCAGGCGAGAGAGUACCAGCGCUCGUCACGGAGUGGGAACCUGAGGGUCAGCGGGAACAGCCAAAUUCUGGAAGUGACAGAAGACGGUGUCUGUCAUGUGGGCAAGAUCAGCUUCGACACGCAAGACGUGAUUGGCCGUGGCUGUAAUGGAACUUUUGUGUUCAAGGGCACGUUUGAGAAGCGCCCAGUGGCAGUCAAGCGCAUACUGCCGGACUGCAUCAGCCUGGCAAGCCGCGAAGUGGACCUGCUGCGCGAGUCCGACGAGCACCCCAACGUGGUCCGCUACUUCUGCAUGGAGGAAGACCGCCAGUUCUGCUACAUUGCCUUGGAGCUGUGCGAGGCCACCCUGCAGGACUACGUGGAGCGUCCCGACUCAGAUGACUGGGGCCACCUGGAACCCACCACCCUGCUCCACCAGGCUUCCUCCGGACUGCACCACUUGCACUCGCUCGACAUUGUGCACCGAGAUGUCAAACCGCACAACGUACUCAUCUCACGACGGAACGCCGCUGGCGAGGCCAAGGCCAUGAUCUCGGACUUCGGACUUUGCAAGAAGCUUAGUCACGGGCGGCUGUCGUUCUCACGAAAGUCCGGCAUCACUGGCACCGAUGGUUGGAUCGCACCUGAGAUGCUGUCGGGCCAGGGACGAGCUACGAAAGCCGUGGACGUGUUCUCGUUGGGCUGUGUCUUCUACUACGUGCUGAGCGGGGGUCGGCAUCCGUUCGGCGACACCCUUGAACGGCAGGCGAACAUUAAGCACGGACGGCACAACCUCUUGGACGUCGGAACAAAUGGUCCCCUCGGCCAAUCCCUGAUCGAGCAAAUGCUGCACACAGAUCCCCAGGAGCGUCCCUCCGUCUCGGCGGUAGUGAAGCACCCCGUCUUCUGGGGCCCAAAGAGGCAGCUGGACUUCUUUCAGGAUGUGAGCGACCGAAUCGAGAAAGAGCCCCCGGACAGUGCGGUGGUGCGACGUCUUGAACGGGGCGGCUUUGAAGUGGUGCGCGGUGACUGGCGCGACCACAUCACCGAGGAGCUGCAGAAAGAUCUACGCAAGUACCGGACUUACAAGGGUCAUUCUGUUCGAGACCUGCUAAGGGCCAUGCGCAAUAAGAAGCAUCAUUACCGGGAGCUACCAGAGGCGCUGCAGUCCGAGCUGGGCACGAUACCGGAGGAGUUUGUCGGCUACUUCACGUCGCGGUUCCCGCUGCUGCUGCCGCACACGUACCUGGCCAUGCAGGAGUGGCGUGACGAGCCCACCCUGCGGCCGUACUAUGCGCACGACGGAUCGGCCGAGCUCCGGCCGUCGCGGGUGCACCAACCCCCGCUCCAGGGGGGUCCCUCGUUUCCGUGGCAGUGGCGGCGGCGGAAAGCGGACGCCACGAAGCCUAAGGACGGGGAGGGAGGAGAAGAUGCCUCGGUUGCAUCUGGUGCGGAAUCCAUGGCACCACACGACAGUCCACCGGAUUCCACGGAUCCUCGCUUGGCUUCCGACUUGGCCAGCUCACCAUCCACUGACAGCGUCAAGGAACACCGGAGACGUUCACCGAGGAGAUCGUCUCCCAACGGUGCCUGGCACGUUGACGAUGCUGACUCCAAGCCCCAAGUGCUCGAGACGAUUCCCAGUGGCGAGUACCUGGAGAGCACGAAGGCUGCUAUCUCGGACGACUUCGCACAGGCCAAGGAGCUCUAUGUCGCCGGUGUCGCUGUUACUGCGAAGAGGGCGAGUCUGGACGUACCGAGAGAUAACAUUGCAAGGCUUUCCGACAGCAGUGGCAGCCCCAAACGACGGUCUCCGAGCCGCGACGCAAAUUGGCGUAGCCGUAGUCCCCUCACAGACGGGGAACGUCGAGACUCUAGCCGAGACGCAGACGGACGUUACGCGAGGGACAACACAGUUGAUUCCGACAAUUUCUCAAGGCAUACAACGAGACGUAGCAGUGUUAGUCCAAAGCCAACCAGAUCGAACCGGAAGCACCGCUCGCCGAGUCACAACACAAACUGGCGUAGCAGGAGUCCCAGCGUCGCCGCCGAAAGCCGCCAGCUCGAGAGCAGGGACGGUGGUGCAGUUCAAGGCGGUGCAGCAUCUGGUGCUGCCGACUUGCGGAGGGCCCUGGACAAGCAUGCCAACAGCAGCCCCAGAUCGGUCGAAACAGAUGAAAGACAAUCUUUGCCGAUCCGCCAUGUGAACUGGCGAAGCCCUAGUCCAACCGUUUCCAAGAAACGUGAGGACUCGCAAGAAAGACCCCACAAAAGCGCGGUUAAGGAAUGUCAGAACUUGCAAGAAAGUCCGAAAAGGGAUGUUGCUAACGCUACUCCCGCUUUGAGAGAAACACUCGUCGACGGAGCUGCCGUGGCGGAAGUGAGCACCGAUGAAAUGAUCACCAGCAAGACAGCUGCAAACUCAUCUAAGAAGCCCGUCAUUCAAGUUUGUGACAAAGAUCAGCUGACAGAUCUUGGUGAGAAAGCUUGGAACGGUGAGUUCUCUCCCGAGUCAAAGGAGGUUGCUAGUGGGCCAACUUGGCAACAACCUGCAGACAUAGAGAAGGACGUUGCAGAGUGGCAGACAGUCGUGCGGCGACAGCCUCCUUCAAAGCAGCCGGUUCAUCAGGCGGUAACUGUCUUGACUCGGCGUCGACGUAGUUUUUCAGACGGCGAAGCCAGUGGCGAUGUUUUUGCUACGGUCUUGGUCAAGAGAAGCUGAAGAGUAAAGUUGGUGUGUUUGUGCUUUGGAACUGGUUUCUCGGGGUCUCCACCUAACAUCAUCCCGUCGGCGUUCUCUCAGAUGACCGUCUUUCGACCCGCAGUUGUUGUUUGAGGUGUCUGUAAAUUUUGGAAUGUGUGUGAAGGCGGGUAGUUGGCGUACAAGACAAAGCGUAGUUCUCAUCUGAAGCCGUCAGCAGGGUAGCUCAAUAUUUGCUUCUUAGCUUUGUUGUAUCUAAGCACAAGCACCACUAGGGGUGCUGUAGGAAAGUAUUUAAGUACUGUACAAAGCUAAGUGUCUUUCCAGCCAUUCGAGGGCUGCCGCUACAAGCUAAAAGUGAUAACACGGGAAAGUGCAAAGUGUUUAGGGCACCCCCGUGGCGUUCCAGCGUGUCAUGAAGUGACUUCACUUAAGUAGAAGCGUUAACUGCCCAUCUUAUCUUGAUCUUGUCCGAAAUAGUGUGUUGAAUACGUGGUGUGUUAUACAGACUGAAAUGUAGCGUACAUUCUAUUUUGGCUUGCUCUUUGUGUCAUUCGUUAAUGCGCACAAAUAUAACACUGUCGUAUGCCUUAAAUAUUUAAAAUGCUACAGGCAACUGCCGCGUUCACUGUUUGUGGAACUGUCCUUAGCGUGAAAUCGAUGCACAUUACCUUAUCUAUAAAGCAUGCAUCUAUUCUGGAGUCUUUCUCCUCCUCUGUUUCAGCUUGUUUUUGAGUUGAAUUAUUAUUUUCUUCCAUGAGAUUGAGAGAGAGAGAGAGAUUGAGCACGAAUAAAUUUCGGACACGGGGUUUUAACGGUAGCUCCUCUCUCUGAUGCUUAUCAGAAAUGCGUGAUUUUUUCAUUCACCAUUGUUUAUAGUCACUUUAUAUUGUGUUUAUCACCUUCUGGGACCAAGUGGUGGUGUAUUCGUAAAGUGACCUAUAGGAGGCACAAACUCAUGUCGAUGUAAAGCAUUGAUGGGGACGAACCCAGAUUUCCCUGUGCCUUUUAGCACUCUUGCAGACUCAAUAUAAAUGAGUCGGUGUCCUAUACUAGAAGGAAAACUACUUGUUUGUGACUUACGGAAGAUGCGUGGUAAUUUUUUUUACUUUCUUAGGUGAGCUCUGCGUGGGAUUCCGCCAGGCCAACCAAAUUUCCUAAAUGGGAGAGUUGUCAUGCAUGUGCAGGAAGUGAAGCGUGCCAGCUUCUGAGGUUGCUUGGGAAAAAAAGUUUGCAGCUGAAGGGGAAAACUUGCGUUUGUCCGAGGGUCGAAACGAUUACCAACACUGUUUUGAGGUAGCCACUCUACUAGUUAAAGUAGCCACUCUAGUAGUUGAAGUAGCCACUCUACUAGUUGAAGUAGCCACUCUACUAGUUGAAAGUAGCCGCUCUAGUAUCUGAGGUAACCACUCUACUAGCUGAAGUAGCCCUCUCCACAAGCUGGGCUAGCUAUCAGCCACCCGACAGUCUGCGCUAGUCAUCGGUCAUAGUCGAGUUAACCAUUGGAUGAGUCACUUUCGUUGACACAUCUACUUUUGCAAGGUACAAGCAUACAGGUGAUGAAAUGUUUCCUCUGCCCACUCCCUGACGAGCUGGAUUUCAUAACUUGUUGUCGAUGUCUUUCGAGACAUAAUGAAUGAAUGUAUUGAUAUUCAUCCACCUGAAUUGGCACACGACUAGGAAGUCGUUCCUGUUGGGCUUGCAGAAAGAAGCUAUCCUGUCUGUUGACAAUGUUGAAUCAAGUAACGUCAACUACAGCUUUGGCAGAAUGUUUAACUGAGUAGCUGGUUUCGCAUCUUCAAGAAUGUUUACCCGGUGACUACCGCUUGUUACAUAAAGCAGGUUGUGGCAUACUUCAUAGCCAUUGCAGUCUCGAUUAGUGUGGCACACUUGGACACGUAGGCUAGCUUAAACUGUGGCU
Messenger RNA from Rhipicephalus sanguineus (brown dog tick), 6419 nucleotides. RefSeq names its product serine/threonine-protein kinase/endoribonuclease IRE1 (gene Ire1). Lineage: Eukaryota; Metazoa; Arthropoda; Arachnida; Ixodida; Ixodidae. Gene Ontology annotation, biological process: IRE1-mediated unfolded protein response; mRNA processing; protein phosphorylation. Gene Ontology annotation, molecular function: RNA endonuclease activity; protein serine/threonine kinase activity; ATP binding. The transcript is spliced from 24 exons. Gene Ontology annotation, cellular component: IRE1-TRAF2-ASK1 complex. The record is from RefSeq and is a predicted model, not a curated record. Bases 212 to 4519 code for a protein of 1435 amino acids.